ACGGGUCCGAGGUUGGGCGUAUUUUCUUCGUCCAAUUCCGAGUGACAGCAUAGCAGCGUUGCAGCUUGUAAAAAAAGAGGUUCCGGUCUACAUAAAGUGACAACAUAGCAUCGUUGCAGCUUGUAAAAAAAGGCCAUUUCAAACAUUUCCCAUAGAAAAAUGCAAGUUUAGCUACUACGACUAGGUAUAAUCAUCUGAUAAUUCUAGUACUUCUAGCACGUUCAUAAACAGAAUAAAAACGGAGCACCAAGCAACAUGUUCGAAUCGUACCAGGCGAGUUACGAAGAGAGCCUAGAGCGAGUCCGCUCUGGCCUCGCCGCCCUAGACGCCACGAAGGAUGCCGCUGACUCGGCGCUUGUGGCGUCACUACAUCAACAGCUCAAGGAGGCAGAACAGAGCUUGAAGUCUUUGGACUUGGAGGCCAGGUCGAUGGGCAUGGAGAAAAGGCGUGAGGUGAAAAGAUGGAAAGACGAACUCAAAGAACUAAGCAAGGAAUUCGAUCAGAGGCUUGCGGUGAUGAAUAGAAGAGGGUUGUUAGGGGAAGCAGCGCAACAAAGAGCAGUGCAGAAGAGACUGCAAGGUAAAAUUGUUGGCCACUAAUUACGAUUCAGAUGUUAUUUUUACUGCGAGUGCGUGUGCGAGAAACUUCCUGCUAAAUAUAAUGACAACUAAGUAUCUGAAUUUCCCAUGCAUUCGAAAAAUCAUCACCUCUUGUACAGAAACCGAACGAAAAAUCGAGGAGGGAACCGAUAUGGUGCGGGCAGCGACGCGACAAGCCUUAGAAAGUGAGCAGAUAGGAGGUGAGAUAUUGAAUGACCUAGCGGCACAGCGUGAAACAAUACAGAGAACACGGGCAAAUAUGGGCAUCGUUGGGGGAGAACUCAAUCAAGCUGGGUCAACAAUUAAGGAUAUCGAAAAACCAAAUUGUGUUGUGCAGUGAGAAAAUUCUUUUAGGAGGAAGAAAUAGAUAUGUAGUGGAUAAGCUCAAGCAACGCGGCGCUUAAGGAGAUGCAUCAACAUCUUCA
Amoebophrya sp. A25 is the source of this 1025-nucleotide messenger RNA. The record is from the annotation of a GenBank genome assembly. Lineage: Eukaryota; Dinophyceae; Syndiniales; Amoebophryaceae.